AUGUCAUCUGCAAACCUGUGAGUCUUCACUGCCAUUGCUACAGAUGGACAACAGCAAUAAUGCUGAUAGUUCUAACGAAUCACGCCAGAAAACAGCCUCUGGUCGGGUGAAUUGCGGCUCACCAUCCCGUGGCAGAUCCUCAACGGCUCGGUUCGGUUCUUGGCAGGUGUGUGCCAAUCUUUCAAAAGCAAAACGCAGGGCAGCAUGACUAACUGACCGGUUGGACUGUAACAUCACAGGAAAUCCGAAGCAAUGCCUUCCCGUUAUUCCAUGGCUCGGUUCGGUCAUGGCUCGGCUCGGUGGAGUGACCGUCGUGUUGGCAGGUGUGUGCCAAUCUUUCAAAAGCAAAGCGCAGGGCGGUGUGACUAACUGAUCGAUUGGACUGUAACCUCACAGGGGAUCCGAAGCAAUGCCUUCCCGUUAUUCCCAAGUCAUCGCCAACCCGAAUCGUCGACGCUUGCUAUUCCACGCUGCAAGAUUCAAAGUGGAAACUUGGACCCCGCCGCGGGGCUGUGCAACGGCACAAGACUGGUGUCAACUCGGUUACACACCCACCUGCUCGAGGCCAUCAUUCUCACAGGAGAGCAUGCUGGACAGCCAGUUUUGUUGCCACGGAUCACGCUGAAGACAGGGUCAUCAGCUGAACUUCCGUUCACUCUGCAUCGGACGCAGUUUCGAAUUCGGCUGGCAAUGGCUAUGACGUUCAGCAAGUUGCAAGAGCAGUUGGCACUUGCGCAGGUAGGAGUGUGUCUGGAGACGCCCGUCUUUUCUCACGGCCAGUUGUAUGUGGCGUUGUCCUGA
This is a messenger RNA of Microbotryum saponariae, 801 nucleotides long. The record is from the annotation of a GenBank genome assembly. NCBI's taxonomy places the organism in Eukaryota, Fungi, Basidiomycota, Microbotryomycetes, Microbotryales, Microbotryaceae.